Molecule: messenger RNA, 459 nt
Organism: Plasmopara halstedii
Lineage: Eukaryota; Oomycota; Peronosporomycetes; Peronosporales; Peronosporaceae
Product: reverse transcriptase
Exons: 1
Coding region: 1-459 (152 amino acids)
Source: RefSeq, a predicted model, not a curated record
AUGGCUAGCUGGUUGUCAUUCUUCGCAGAGUACAACUUCACGGUUGUAAAUAGAUCGGAUAAGCUAAACGUGCUGGCUGACGCAUUGUCACGUCGUUUGGGUUAUGAGCUAGCUUCUCUUAGUAAUAUCGAAAACGAUGUAUUCGAUAUGAUAAGUCGAGCUUAUGCUGAGGAUGAACAGUGUGAUCUGAUCAUCAAGGCCCUCUCAUUGAGUCAUAUGGGACUCCAUGACAAGCUUCCAGGUCGAUUGAAAUCACGGACGUAUCGUUAUGCAUUAAAAGAUGGUCUCUAUCACUAUGAAGUUGUAUAUGGCGACAUUACGCGGAUUGUGGUUCUCAUUAACGAUGAUUUGAAGCACGAGAUCGUGUACAAGGCGCUUGAUACGCCGAUGGCCGGUCACUUUGGCCGUGUCAAGUGUCACUGCAGAGUCUCUUUGUUCCUACUGACCGUUGAAAGUUAG